GCUUGAGAGUUGAGAGUUGAGAGUAGGAGACGGAGGGAGUGAGCCGCCGCCGAGCAUGGACAUCCAGGCGCUGCCCCGCCGCGACCUCCAGGCGCUGUGCAAGCGCAACGGCAUCCGCGCCAACAUGACCAACGCCGCCAUGGCCGACGCCCUCGCCGCGCUCCCCGCGGUCGAUGGGAUUCAGGACUACGCCAAGCCGCCCGUCGCCGCCCAACCUACGCCUGUGCCCAAGGCGGCGGUUCCGGCGGUCGCGGCAGAGGAGGAGGAGGGGGAGAUGCAGGGGAUCUCCCUCCCCGGCGGCCGCGGCGUCGCGCUCACGGCCCCCGAGGUCAUCGUAGUGGGCGACGGCGAAGAGGAGGACGAAGAUCUUAUGCCGGCACUUGGACCGGGGCGGCGCCGUGCCAGCCGGCGGCCACGGGUCGAGCCUGUGGCCGUUCCGGCUACGAGGAGAAGGGCUGCGGCAAGUACUGCCGAGACAGCUGCAGAUGCCGUGCCGGGUCGGACCACUCGCUCCCGGAGCCAAAGGGUGGCGGUGCCGGCGCCCGAACCAAGAUGGACGCCGAGGAGAACUGUGGCGAGGAAGACUAAUACAGAGAAGGAAGAAGAGGAAGAAAAGGGAGCACAAGGUAAUGCCUCUGAUGAUUGCGCUGUUGAUUCGUCAGAGCAGGCCGAUGUUCAGUGUGAGGCCAGUGAAGAGAUUCAUCCUGCCAGUGAAGAUGCAAAACCGGUGCCUGUCAUCAGCGGUGAGGCUGCCGAGCAAGUUGAUUUCACCAGCGGUGUCGCUGAGGCGAAUAAAGUACCAACUUCUGGUAGUGCAGCAAAAGCAACUGAGGAGAAGGAGCCUGUGGCCGCUCCGGCUAGGACUACGAGGAAAAGGGCUGCGGCAAAUAUGGCCGAGGUUGCCACGGAGGCUGUGCCGGUUCGGACCACUCGCGCCCGUAGCCAAAGGGUGGUGGUGGUGUCGGCACCAGAGGAGGAGACACCCAAAGCAAGACGGAUGUCAAGGAGGGCUAUGGCAAGGAAAACUAGUACAGAGCAGGAAGAGGAAGAAGAAGGGAUGCAAGGUGAUGUUUCUGAUGAUUGCGUGGUUGAUUCAUCAGUACAAGAGCGGCAUGAUGAUGUUCAUGAGUCUCGGGAUUCACCAGUUUUCCAGAAUGACACUGCUUCCAGUGAGGAGAUUCAUCAUGCCAGUGAAGAUACAGAAAUGGCCGCUGUCAAGGACGUGCCGUUGGCCAUGCUAUCCGAUGAGGCUGCCACCAGCGGCGCCAGUGAGGAGAAAGAAGUACCAACUUCAGGUGAGAAGCUUGAGAGCGCAGCAAAAGCAAUUGAGGAGGAGCCUGUGGCCACUCCAGCUACAACAACGAGGAAAAGGGCUGCGGCAAGUAUGGCCAAGAUUGCCACAGAGGCUGUGCCUGCUCGGACCACUCGCGCCCGUAGCCAAAGGGUGGUGGUGUCGGCACCAGAGGAGGAGGCGCCCAGAGGAAGACGGAUGUCGAGGAGGGCUGUGGCGAGGAACACUAGUGCAGAGCAGGAAGAGGAAGAAAAGGGAUUGCAAGGUGAUGUUGCUGAUGAUUGUGUGGCUGAUUUCACCAGCGGCGCUAGUGAGGAGAAAGAAGUACCAACUUCUGGUGAGAAGCUUCAGAGCGCAGCAAAAGCAAUUGAGGAGAAGGGGCCUGUGGCCACUCCAGCUACAACUACGAGGAAAAGGGCUGCGGAGGCUGUGCCUGCUCGGACCACUCGCGCCCGUAGCCAAAGGGUGGUGGUGUCGGCGCCAGAGGAGGCGCCCAAAGCAAGACGGAUGUCGAGGAGGGCUGUGGCAAGGAAGACUAGUACGGAGCAGGAAGAGGAAGAAAAGGAGACGCAAGGUGAUAUCUCUCAUGAUUGCGUAGUUGUACAAGAGCUGCAGGCCGAUGUUCAGCAGUCUCAGGAUUCACCAAAUUUCCGGAAUGACACCAUUUCUAGCGAGGAGAUUCAUCUUUCCUGUGAAGGCACAGUAAUGGUGCCCGCCAAUGAAGUGCCGCUGGCCAUGCUGAAAUCUGGUGACGCUGCAGAGGAAGUUGAUUUCACCAGCGGUGCCAAUAAGGAGAAUGAAGUACCAACUCGUGGUGAGAUGCUUCAGAGCGCAGCAAAUGCAAUUGAGGAGAAGGAAGAUAUGGCUGGUGUUGAAGAAGAGGCAGUGGUAGCCACCGAUGAGAUGUCACAGAGGUCAGCAACAGUGGAGGAUCGUGUUAUUGAAGUGGUCACCAUCGACAACCUGUCGCAAGCCGCAGUAACAGACGACGAGGGUGCCGUCAAAGAGAGUGGAUUCAGCUGUGACAUCACAGGUUUGUCCGUUCAAGAGAAGGUAGUGGUUGCAGCCAACUGCAUGCCACAGGGCUUAGCAAAACUUGACCAGAGUGUUGAGCAGGUUGUCACCAUUGAGAACCUGUCGCAAGCCACAUUAACAGAUGACGAGGGUCCAAUCAAGGAGAGUGGUUUCAGCUGUAACCUCGCUGAUGUGUCCGUUGAAGAGAUGUCACAGAGAUCAGCCAUAUUGGAUGAGAACCUGUCACAAGCCACAGUAACGGAGGACGUGGCCACCAUCGAGAACCUGUCGCAAGCCACAGUAACAGAGGACGUGGCCACCAUCGAGAACCUGUCGCAAGCCACAGUAACAGAGGAUGUGGCCACCAUCGAGAACCUGUCGCAAGCUACAGUAACAGACGAUGAAUGGGUAGUCAAAGAGAAUGCUUUUGCCAGUGACCUUCCGGCGGUGUUCGACACUGCCAGAGACUUCAGUGGUCACAUUGCAUCGUCGCUGUCUGCAGGCAUGCGUGAAAUUCCUACCAAGUCCCUGUCCAUCAACUCCAUUACUGAAUCUGUGGCAGUGGAAAGAGUGAAGGAAGUGAAGGAAUGUGAAGCAUUGGGUAGCCUUAGCCUAAGGAAGCUUAAGAUGAAGGUCAAGGAGAAGGUGUCAGUGGAACUGGAGAAGAAAGACAAGGAAUGUAAAGCAUUGGGUAGCCUUAGCCUAAGGAAGCUUAAGAUGGAACUCAAGAAGAAGGUGGUAGUGGCACAGAAGAAUGAGGUGCCACUGUUUAUGUACAGUAGCAGUGGUGGUGAGAAGAACACUUCCGAACCCAUGGGAGUGGAACGAGAGGAGGAAAUGAAGGUAGGCAAUGAAUCCGAAGCAUUGGCUUGCCUUAGCCAAAGGAAGCUUAAGACCAAGCUCAAUGAGAAGGCGGCAGUGACACAAGAGAAUGGCGUGAAGGAAGGGAAAGAAUCUAAGGCACUAGACGGGCUUAGCCUAAGGAAGCUCAAACUGAAGCUCAAGAAGACGCUGAAUGCUCAGAAGGUAAUCAGCGAAUCGCACCCAUCGAUGUAAUAAACUUAAGUGUAUGCUUUAUGAUUUCGAGUGCUAAGCUGCCAAACAAAUAAAAAACUUGAUUUUGGUA
Molecule: messenger RNA, 3431 nt
Organism: Lolium perenne
Lineage: Eukaryota; Viridiplantae; Streptophyta; Magnoliopsida; Poales; Poaceae
Source: RefSeq, a predicted model, not a curated record